Messenger RNA from Tigriopus californicus, 2781 nucleotides. It is a transcript of the gene GlyRS, whose product is annotated as glycine--tRNA ligase-like. The record is from RefSeq and is a predicted model, not a curated record. Gene Ontology annotation, cellular component: mitochondrion; cytoplasm. NCBI's taxonomy places the organism in Eukaryota, Metazoa, Arthropoda, Copepoda, Harpacticoida, Harpacticidae. Gene Ontology annotation, molecular function: ATP binding; glycine-tRNA ligase activity. The transcript has 6 exons. Bases 128 to 2749 code for a protein of 873 amino acids. Gene Ontology annotation, biological process: mitochondrial glycyl-tRNA aminoacylation.
CUCCCGCAGCAAGCUAUACACACACACAUCGUGGAGUACGGCAGUCCAUGCAGUCCAUGCAGCCCAUGCCUCAUGCCUAUACAUCCAUAGAUACAGCAUCCGUCCGCUCACUCUCUUUCUUUCUCUCAUGUCUAUGAAUACGUGGGCCAGAGCGAGAGCGGGACCGGGAUUGAGAUUGCACUUCCUCAUACGUGGAGGACACCGUGGCCGGCUCGCACCAUCGGACACGACAGCCGUAACCGCACGCGCCCUAUCCGCCUUUUACCACCCUCGCCCUCAUCAGCGGGAGAUUGGCUUAGGAUUGACAUUCGUGAGCGUGCGCACGACGAGUAGUGGCAGCCGGGGCUGGGGUCAUAAGAAGUUCCAGCCGCAUCAACGGGCUAGUAAAGUCGUUAGCUUACGGGAGUGGCUAGCCAUGGAUCCGGAGGUGGAAGCGCUCUUGGCGCCCUUGCGGGCCUUGGUCAAGGAGCAGGGCGAUGUGGUGCGAGAACUCAAGACCCAGAAGGCCCCCGAAAUGGACGUCAAGAAGGCCGUGGCCGAGCUCAAGGUUCGCAAGAAGACCUUGGAGGACAAAGAACUCGAACUCACUCCGGCCGAGGCAUUUUUUGACCGGGCCAAGAUGGAAGAUUUACUAAAGCGUCGCUUCUUCUACGACCAAUCGUUUGCCAUCUACGGGGGCGUGUCCGGUCAGUACGAUUUCGGCCCCAUGGGUUGCGCCCUCAAGGGCAAUCUGCUCAAUUUGUGGCGCUCGUUUUUCGUCAUGGAAGAGCAAAUGCUGGAAGUGGACUGUACCAUGCUCACCCCUGAGCCCGUUUUGAAGGCCUCGGGACACGUGGACAAGUUUGCCGACUUGAUGGUCAAAGACCUGAAGAAUGGCGAAUGUUUCCGUCUCGAUCACUUGAUCAAGGCCCAAUUGGAGAAGGUCAAGUCCGAGAAGAAGGCCACGGCCGAAGUCAAAGCUCGAUGUGACGAUAUCAUCGUCAAGUUGGACAACAUGGGCGCUCCUGAGAUGUCGGCCAUCAUGAAAGAGUUCAGCAUGAAAUCUCCCGUCACCAACAAUGAUCUGUCCGAGCCCAUGGAGUUCAAUCUCAUGUUCCAAACGCAUAUCGGGCCCACGGGCCUCAUGAAGGGCUUCCUCAGGCCCGAGACGGCCCAAGGCAUCUUUGUGAACUUCAAGCGCCUUUUGGAGUUCAAUCAGGGCAAACUGCCGUUUGCGGCUGCGCAAAUUGGCAACGCAUUUCGAAACGAGAUCUCGCCGAGAUCCGGAUUGCUCCGUGUGCGAGAGUUCACCAUGGCUGAAAUCGAGCAUUUCUGCGAUCCCCAGGACAAGUCUCAUCCGAAAUUUGACGACAUCCGUGGUACCGAGAUCUGCCUGUACUCGGCAGCCAAUCAAAUGGAGGGCAAGUCCGUUUAUAAAACCACCAUCGGCGAGGCUGUUGACUCGGAUUCAAACCAUUUCCAAACUCUCUCUACUCUUGACGACCUUUACUACUUCAACAAAUACCUCCUUCAUCGGCCAUAUAUCCGAGAUUUUGCUCCUUCCCAAUGGGACAACAUCCUUUCCCAACACGUUAGCUUCACUUAUCCAACGAUUCCCAGUGCCAUGUCUAAUGUGACCCGAUGGCACACCCAUUUGGCCAGCUUUGAUCCACAAGAACGUCAAUCCUGGCCGGGCAAUCCAACCCAAAGCUUGGACGAGAUAGUCACGGAGCUUUUCGGGUCUCAAUCUCGACCCAAGAGCACUGUGGCCAACCACACCAUUGGUUAUUUCAUGGCCAGGAUCCAGCAAUUCCUGCUGAAGAUUGGGAUCGACCCCAAGCGACUGCGCUUCCGCCAACACAUGGGCAACGAGAUGGCCCAUUACGCUUGUGAUUGUUGGGACGCCGAGAUAUUGACCUCCUACGGUUGGGUCGAGUGCGUGGGAUGUGCUGAUCGUUCAGCCUUUGAUCUCAACCAACAUUACAAGGCCACAGGGGUCAAGCUUUGUGCGGAGAAGCCCUUGCCUGAGCCGGUUAUGGAGAACGUGGUCGAGUUGAUCACCAAUAAGUCGGCCUUGGGCAAGACCUUCAAGAAAGAGGCCAAACUGCUUACGACCCAUUUGGCCAAUUUGGACACUGCCGCCGUCGAGUCCAUCGAGUCGAGUUUGAAUAGCACAGGUCAGCACAGCGUGGAAAUCGAUGGCCAGACCUUUACCCUUACCAAAGACAUGAUCGUGGAGGUGAAACGCUUUCAAAAGAAGGUCUUCGUCGAGGAGAUCAUUCCCAGUGUGAUCGAGCCCUCUUUCGGAGUGGGACGCAUCAUGUACUCGCUCCUGGAGCACAGCUUCCGAGUUCGUCCGGAUGAUGAGCAACGUACUUAUUUCUCCCUGCCCGCCUGGAUGGCGCCCAUCAAGUGCUCCGUUUUGCCCCUGUCCAACAACCCGGACUUCAUCCCGUUGGUAAAGUUGUUGUCCAAGGCCUUGACCGAGGCUGAAGUCUCGCAUAAGGUGGAUGACAGCUCUGGAUCCAUUGGCAAGAGAUAUGCCCGGACCGACGAAGUGGCCGUUCCAUUCGGGAUCUGUGUGGACUUUGACAGUCUCAAAACGCCCCACACGGUCACCGUGAGAGAGCGUGAUAGUACCCUUCAAGUGAGGAUGCCGGUGGACGACGUGCCUGAGGUCUUGCGACGCAUGUCCCAAGGGAAAUUGCUUUGGGAUGACGUGAUGAAAAAAUACCCCAAGUUCGAGCAACAGCAAAGCUCCCAGAAGUAAUAGGGAAUAAAAGUGGUGGUUGUGUUAUGCUA